AAUAUAUAAACUGGUUCGUUUAUCCUCCUCAUCUUCCAUCAGUUCACAAACUUAUCUCUCUCUCUCUUAAAAAAAAAUGGUUCACUACAUUUUCUUCUCUGUCAGAUCCCAACUCAUAAGGGUCGUCACUCCCUUGAAAGACACCCUUUUCUUUCUCAAAGAGUACUAGUUGAGUUUGCUUCCCUCUCGGAUGGUUUCUUCCUUCUAAUUAAGGGUAAGUGUUUUCUGUAGUACCAAUUCAUCCAAUCACCUCAUUCAUGUGAAAUGCGAUUACCAUUGCUGAGAUGUUUUCAUGUCUCCUCUUGGACCCGUGAGAGCUUCACCGAAUUAGAUGCAAGAUUGAAGGGUCUGUGUUAUUCAGGAAGAUUGACAGAAGCAGUUGGCAUCCUGUGUCAUACUGGAUCAUCACUGGAUCCUCAAACUUACACUCUUCUAUUGCAAGAUUGCAUUUUUAGAAAACAAUUCAAUAAAGGGAAAUGUAUCCAUGCUCAAAUGUUCAAAGUUGGAUUUACCCCUGAUCAGUUUCUGCAGAUCAAAUUAUUGAUUUUAUAUGCCAAAAAUGGAGAUAUGGAAACUGCCCAUAUACUGUUUGGUAGAAUUCCUGACCCAAGUUUAGUUUCGUGGAAUGCCAUGAUCUCAGGGUAUGUGCAAAAGGGUCUUGAAGAGAUAGGAUUGGAUCUUUAUUACAGGUUGAGACAGUGUGGUUUGAAGCCAGACCAAUUCACAUUUGCGUCAGUAUUUAGAGCCUGUGCCACACUAGCUACUCUGGAGCAGGGGAAGCGGGCUCAUGGUGUCAUGAUCAAGACGCAGACUAGAGAAAACAUUGUGGUUAACAGCUCUCUCAUGGAUAUGUACUUCAAAUGCAGUAGUCCCCAGGAUGGUCAUCGGGUCUUUAACAAGUCCUCCGAGAGGAAUGUUAUUACAUGGACUGCUCUCAUCUCCGGGUAUGGUCUUCAUGGAGGAGUACAAGAGGUUUUGGAGCUCUUCCACAGAAUGUUAAAUGAAGGGUAUAAACCAAACUAUAUUACUUUUCUUGCUGUUCUUUCUGCUUGUAGUCAUGGAGGCCUUGUAACUGAGGGUUGGAGGUACUUCUCAUCAAUGACAAGAGACUAUGGUAUUAAGCCGAAGGGGAAACACUACGCAGUCAUGGUGGAUCUCUUGGGGCGUGCAGGGAGGUUAAGGGAGGCUUUUACAUUUGUUCAUAACUCACCUUGCCAGGAAAAUUCAGUCAUUUGGGGAGCUUUGCUGGGCGCGUGUCGGAUUCAUGGAGACAUAGAAUUGGUGAAUCUUGCAGCAAAGAAGUUUUUUGAGCUCGAAACAGAAAAUGCUGGAAAGUAUGUAGUGUUGUCCAAUACCUAUGCUUCUCUUGGGUUGUGGAAGAAUGUUGCAGAGGUUAGGGAGCUGAUGAGGGCAGCCAGGGUGAAAAAGGAACCUGGAUAUAGUUGGAUAGAGGUCAAAGGUAAAUCUCAUACAUUUCUUGUUGGAGAUAAAUCUCACCAACAAACAGAACAACUAUAUGAGACCAUGAAAAAACUCACUAGCAAUUUGAAGGAUGCAGGUUAUGUUCCUGAAUUAUGCGGUUCAUGACAGGGAGUUCACCCAUAAAGAGGGUCAAGGAUUAUUUUUAAGAGAAGAGUUCAUACAUGAAAAUUCAGGAGUUGUAAAGUGCAAGCCUGAAAGAGUGACCCAAAUCCUGUAUGGAAUUAGAUAAAUACAAGUGAGCCAGCAUAAUAUACUUGAUAUUCCUAUGCAGGCAGGGUGGAGGGGGACUUAGAAAUUCAAGUAUUGUUCACCAACUGAUGAUUCACAUCCUAAUCAUCCUAUUUGUCAUGCUCUUUUGGAUGAUUAGAGAAAUUAAUAUCAUUCUUUUGGUGGUAGAACAGUGAUACACAUGAGUCAUUGAAAGCAGAUGGGUACUUAUUGCUGAACAGAUAAGAACAUAAUCAUUCUGAUUCAAAAGGAAAAA
Messenger RNA from Macadamia integrifolia, 1966 nucleotides. RefSeq names its product pentatricopeptide repeat-containing protein At4g16470. The record is from RefSeq and is a predicted model, not a curated record. The transcript has a single exon. Bases 265 to 1587 code for a protein of 440 amino acids. Gene Ontology annotation, biological process: RNA modification. Lineage: Eukaryota; Viridiplantae; Streptophyta; Magnoliopsida; Proteales; Proteaceae. Gene Ontology annotation, molecular function: protein binding; RNA binding.